AUGUUUACUCUGACAGAAGUGACAUUUCUCAAUGACAGCCAUGUCCGUUUCCAGACUCUAAAGCCUUGGUGGGAUGUCCUGAUGGACUUCUUCGUACUGCUGAUGCUGAUGGUUUCUCUGCUCUCAGGCACUCUGCUAAUAUCUGUUGAUCAGAUGACCUGCUUGCCGCUGAAUAACAGGCUCAAUGAAACCGUAGCAGCUAUGACCACCCCUGGAAUUGCAGCUCAUGCCACCAGUGAUGCAUUUUCUGCUGCAAACAGUGGCCGCUCAAUCAAACUUGACUACCAGCAGUAUCUGUAUAUCAGCCAUAUCUGCUAUCAGAAAGCUUUGCCCUGGUUCUCCAAGUACUUUCCUUAUCUGGCACUUGUCAACUCUCUGCUCUUGAUGGCAAGCAGCAACUUCUGGUUCAGGUAUCCUAAGACUUCAUCGAAGAUUGAACACUUCUUAUCCAUCCUCAGGAAAUGCUUUGAGUCACCUUGGACUACUAAGGCUCUCUCGGAAAUGGCCUGCCAGCAUUUCCUUGGCCUGUCCAAACCUUUCAACAUUGGAGUGUGUCAAGAACAAUUCAUUUCUCCUUCAUCCUCUCCUAUUCUAGACUGGAAGGACAGGGAGCAGGCCCGAGCACUCUUUGAAAAGAUCUGCAGAUUUAGGACACACACUGAAGGUACCAACUUGAUUUACAUGGUUUACACAGGGCAGACCAUUUUCAAAGUUGCAAAGAUCCUAACUGUACUAGGCUAUACCUCCAUCUUUGUAGGGGCCAUCUCUUUCAAGCAUAUUUGCUGUCUGGACACAGAAAACUUCACUGGCUACUCUACUUUCCUUUGUACCCACAGCUUCGCUUUCAUCCUGCAAAAGUUGAUGGCUACCUACCUAAUAUUAGUAGUCCUCUAUGGGGUGGUUGGGGCUUACCCACUUUUGUGGCUAACGUGGCAGCCACUGCAGAAGUAUUCCUUUAAGCAAGUGCAAGAGAAGAGGGGCAUUUGUAACAUUCCAGAUGUGUACAAUGACUUUGCUUUCUUGCUGCACAUGGCUGAUCAGUGUAACCAACUGUAUUCGUGGCGGUUUACCAUUUUCCUUUCUGCUAUGAGUGAGAGUGGACUGCUGAAUCUUAGCCUUGAUCAUGAGCUGCUGCAGCAUGCAUAG
Messenger RNA from Eublepharis macularius, 1146 nucleotides. Its product is annotated as volume-regulated anion channel subunit LRRC8D-like. The transcript has a single exon. Lineage: Eukaryota; Metazoa; Chordata; Lepidosauria; Squamata; Eublepharidae. The coding region runs from base 1 to 1146 and encodes 381 amino acids. The record is from RefSeq and is a predicted model, not a curated record.